AUGAAGGCCCCCACGGAAGAGUUUCCUUUCGACUAUGAUGUCCCUCGUCGAUCUCGAAAGAUUCUGAGAUCGAACACGGACGACAGAGCGAAGACUGUCCGCGUCGAAGUUGGGAGGACCUCUAGUCGAAGCCCCAGUCCUGAAACGCCCGCAUCUGACGUGGUAAAAAUCCGCGUUUACAGACGUGACGGAAAUGCAACUCAAAUUCGCUGGAAGGGUGUCAAGGCGGAGGGUGUCAAAACGGAGGAGGUUCGACUGAGGAAAGGCGAUGUUGUCGUGCGCGACACCAGGGUGGAGGCCUCGAUGACACAAAAUAUCGAACCAACUCCGGGGUGGGGGUACACCUCAGAGUCGCAAUGGUAG
This is a messenger RNA of Aspergillus puulaauensis, 363 nucleotides long. RefSeq lists its product as uncharacterized. Bases 1 to 363 code for a protein of 120 amino acids. Lineage: Eukaryota; Fungi; Ascomycota; Eurotiomycetes; Eurotiales; Aspergillaceae. The record is from RefSeq and is a predicted model, not a curated record. The transcript has a single exon.